UUUUUUGCUUUAGCAUUUGUUUGACCCCUCUUCCUCAUUUUCUCCUAAUAGUCCAAAGCGUCUCUCUCUCUCUCUCUCUCUCGAGCUGCUGCUACAGUCCUAAACUGGAGGAAGCUACAAAGACCAUUCUUUCCUCUACACUCUAUUAUUCUUUCACAGUUAAAGCUAAGUCUUCAACUUGGGUUUAAAGGGUAUAUUGUAAUUAUUCAGGAUAAUGGCGAUUAGAAUGGCUGACAGAGAACGGUGUCGUAGUUGGUAACUUAUUCUUCUGUAUCAUUCUGUAACUGAUGGCUUCAAACUUUGGUGCUAGAGCUUCCAUUGAACCAAAACAAAAAGCUGUUUCGGCUCGACAAACAGAAGAAACAAAUGAUUCUAGGUCAUUUCUUACACAGGUGUCAAAAAUGAAUGAACUUAGCCUUGCUCUUUCUGAUAAAUUGCCGGAAUCUGGUAAGAUUACAACACAUGAUGUAGAUGGGGCCCUGAAUGAUAAAAAGUCAGCUAACUAUAGUCCAAAAGGGUCCAAUGAUCUGUCAAUUGAUAAAUCUAAAGAUGCUCCCACUGAUAUUCAGAAUGUGUUGACACCUGCGCGACAUGAAGCAAAUGGAACUAGAAGCUCACUUGAAUCUUCUACGGAUCAAGAAAAGAAAACAUCUGAGCAAACUAGUGGAAAGAACAGUUCAGUUUCUGCUAAAGUCAGCGAUGGUACAAGUAGUCUAGCCAAAACUAGUGAUCGUGCUGAUUUGGUUGAGAGUGGAAAGAGCAGCAUGUGCAGAGGAAGCACCAGCACUGAUGUGAGUGACGAAAGCAGCUUCAGCAGUUUUAGCAGCAGUAUAAACAAACCCCACAAAACAAAUGACUUGAGAUGGGAAGCUAUCCAAGCUGUCCGAUCUAAAGAUGGUAGCUUAGGUUUGAGCCAUUUCAGACUACUGAAAAGGUUGGGUUGUGGAGAUAUUGGGAGUGUUUACUUGGCUGAACUGAGUGGAACCAAGUGUUACUUUGCUAUGAAAGUCAUGGAUAAAGCAUCUCUAGCCGGCCGCAAGAAGCUUCUUCGUGCUCAGACAGAAAGAGAAAUUUUACAAUCCCUCGACCAUCCUUUUCUUCCGUCUCUCUACAGCCACUUUGAGACUGACAAGUUUUCGUGUUUGGUCAUGGAAUUCUGCCCCGGAGGGGAUCUACAUAGUCUUAGGCAGAGACAGUCGGGGAAACAUUUUUCUGAACAAGCAGUGAAAUUUUAUGUUGCUGAGGUCCUUCUAGCUCUAGAGUAUCUCCAUAUGCUUGGGAUUAUCUACCGCGACCUUAAGCCAGAAAACGUCCUUGUUAGAGAAGAUGGACAUAUAAUGCUCUCGGACUUUGACCUAUCGCUUUGUUGUGCUUUUAGCCCAACGCUGGUCAAGACAUCAUCCCUGGAGUCGGAUCCUCUGAGGAAGAACUCUGGUUACUGUGUCCAGCCGGCUUGCAUUGAACCUUCCUGCAUUCAACCAUCAUGUGUUGUUCCUACAACAUGCUUCUCUCGUCGCCUCUUUUCCAGUAAGUCCAAGAAGGAUCGGAAACCCAAAAAUGAUACCGGCAACCAAGUUAGGCCAUUACCAGAACUUAUGGCAGAACCUACUGCCGCUCGCUCUAUGUCAUUUGUGGGAACUCAUGAAUACUUGGCACCGGAGAUUAUCAAAGGUGAAGGUCAUGGAAGUGCAGUGGAUUGGUGGACUUUUGGGAUCUUUCUCUAUGAGCUCUUGUUUGGUAAAACUCCAUUUAAAGGAUCUGGUAACCGAGCUACACUGUUCAAUGUAGUGGGGCAACCUCUUAGAUUUCCAGAAUCACCAGUUGUUAGUUUUGCGGCAAGGGAUCUGAUUAGGGGUUUACUCAUAAAAGAACCACAGAACAGAUUAGCAUACAAAAGAGGGGCAACUGAGAUAAAACAACACCCUUUCUUCGAAGGGGUUAACUGGGCACUAAUACGCUGUGCUACCCCUCCCGAUGUCCCCAAACCUGUUGAAUUUGAGAGACUACCAAUUCCAGCAGCAUCUACAAAUCAAAAGACUGCUCUUGCCGCAGUUCCUCCCAGCCAAAAGGGUUCUGAUAACUACCUCGAAUUUGAUUUCUUCUAGUAAAUAUUAGCGUGACUGGUAAUUUUUCUGAAUUGGUGGAGAACAAAUCCUGAAUUCAGGGAUUGCUAGUGAUCAGGAUGGCUGGUUCUUCUUAUCAAAAUGGUAUAUGAGCAGGGUCCCGUCGUUACUAUCCAUAACAGUGUCAGACCUUAUUAUCUGUGAAUCCCUACAUGCUUCAAGCUAGAGCUGCCAGCCAUUUUCAGUCUCCGUAUUUACAAGGGUGUCCAAACGGUAAAAGGUGAGUGUAUUCCAGUAUAAGGAGUUUUAGAGGUAUGCAAUUGGAUUACUCAAAUUCAGCGCGUGGCUUAGGUGAUAUGGCAUGCCAUGAACAGGAAACUGUUUUUGGCCACAUGACCAUAGUCAAGCAAGACGAUUGUAUAUUGCUUUUGGAUACUAGCUAGAAUUUGUAUUCCAACCCAAAGGUACAGUAUAGUGUGAGAAAGUUUAGAUUCAAUCUUAAGUUAUGCGACAACCAUACUUUUGGAUGUUGGUGUAUUUCUAGACAUUUAGACCACAGUGAAUUUGCUAUCUUUUACUUUCUUCUGUGUACUAUUUGCUUUUUGGCUUAUUUAGAAGAAAAGGAGGGAGUUCUCUUUUUUGCUU
Nicotiana tabacum (common tobacco) is the source of this 2708-nucleotide messenger RNA. Its product is annotated as serine/threonine-protein kinase D6PKL2-like. NCBI's taxonomy places the organism in Eukaryota, Viridiplantae, Streptophyta, Magnoliopsida, Solanales, Solanaceae. Gene Ontology annotation, molecular function: ATP binding; protein kinase activity. Gene Ontology annotation, biological process: protein phosphorylation. The record is from RefSeq and is a predicted model, not a curated record.